AUGUCUGUCCCGAACGCCACUUAUACCUUGUCAACGACGAUGAACGUUACAGAGAUGACACGCGAACCAGAAGACCCAUACCAGUUCGUAUUACCAUGGUGGCAACAGACGAUAUUUUACUUUGCAUUCGCUGCGAUUCUGCUGAUUUCUGCCGGCGGCAACCUUGUCGUCAUCUGGAUAGUUUUGGCCCACAAACGCAUGCGAACGGUCACCAACUAUUUCCUUGUCAACUUGGCUCUGGCGGAUUUCCUCAUCUCUCAAUUAAAUCUUCCGUUUACGUUUCAAUACUUGUUGUAUCAAGACUGGUGGUUCGGAAUAUUCUUCUGCAAACUAUCGUGUUUUAUAUCCCCGUGCACUAUCUCUGCAAGUGUUCUUACCUUCAUGGCCAUUGCCGUUGACAGAUACAUCGCCAUUCUAUAUCCGCUUCGACCACGCAUGCCAAAACGUCACGUGAUUGUGGCCAUAAUAUUAAUCUGGCUCUUCUCGAUAGCAUUGGCAUUUCCGAAUCUAAUUUACUUUGAAACGGCUACUAAUCUUGCCGGUACGAUCUGCUUUAUCACGUGGUCAAUAGAAACGGAUCUAGCGUACAACCACCUUCUUCUUGUACUGAACUACCUGUUACCGUUGCUCACGCUUGUCUCCGCCUACUCGCGCGUUGGUAUGGAGCUAUGGGGAAGCAGGGCUAUUGGGGAGGAGACGUCAAUCCAGACAGAUAGGGUCAAGUCGAAACGAAAGGAGGUUAAAAUGAUGAUCGUGGUGGUUAUAAUUUUUGGUAUGUGCUGGUUACCAAUGCACGUAUACUAUCUGCUGACCAGCCACUAUAGAUCUAUAACCGAAUACAAAUACAUCCAACAGAUCAAUAUAAUCAUCUAUCUGAUGGCCAUGAGUAACUCCAUGUAUAACCUGAUAAUCUAUGGAUGGAUAAAUUCUAGAUUCCGGGAGGGGUUCAUUCACGUGCUCUGCUGGUGCCCGUGUCGCCGUCGCAAGAGAAUGUGA
Molecule: messenger RNA, 996 nt
Organism: Dreissena polymorpha
Lineage: Eukaryota; Metazoa; Mollusca; Bivalvia; Myida; Dreissenidae
Product: tachykinin-like peptides receptor 99D
Exons: 6
Coding region: 1-996 (331 amino acids)
Biological process (GO): G protein-coupled receptor signaling pathway
Cellular component (GO): plasma membrane
Molecular function (GO): tachykinin receptor activity
Source: RefSeq, a predicted model, not a curated record